CUUUUUAUUAUUCUUUGCUCCCUCUGCAGUUACAAUGCUGCCUGGUACCAGGCCCCUGCUGCUGUGUGUGCUGUGUCAUGUGACCACCACAUGGGCAUUCGCCCGCAUGUCUGACGCCGUGGAGCUGCGGUCCGCCUUCUCUGUGGCACGUACCAGCAGCAUGGAGGGAGGGCCGAAGAUGGUCAUCACCUUUGACAAGGUGUACGUCAACAUUGGUGGCGAUUUCGCAAAGGCCGGCUUGUUCCGCUGCAGGAUUCCGGGCGCAUACUAUUUUUCUUUCACAGUGGGGAAGUUCCCACGGCGAGACCUGUCGGUCAUGCUGAUGAAGAACCGCAAUGAGGUCCAGGCGAUCGUGUACGACGAGAACGCCGGAGAAGAGCGGAAAGUGCAGAGCCAGAGCGCCAUGCUGCAGCUUGAUUUCGGAGACACUGUCUGGCUUCGCCUUCACGGAGACCCUCGCUACGCUAUCUACAGCAACACUGGUCAUUACACCACCUUCAACGGUUACCUGAUCUACCCUGAUGUGUAUGGCUACCAAGAGCCCACUCACAAAGUCCAUGACAGUGACCGUCAACCACCGGAAAUCAGUGAUUACUCACUGUCUGAGCAUGAAAAUACAAUUACCAAAGACACUGGUGUGAGUAUGAAAGAAGAGAGAAGGGGGGAUGACGAGAUAAAAGAGGAGGAUGGUAGAAUUGGAGAGGAGGAAGACGACGACCAGAGGUCUGCAUUCUCGGUGGGCCGCACUCAGAGUAUUGUGGGAGUGGAUCAAGGACACCCUGAGCACCAGCCCAUCAUCUUUGACACUGAGUUUGUCAACAUCGGCAAUGACUUCAACUUAAGCUCUGGUGUAUUCAAAUGCAGUGUACCAGGAGCCUAUUACUUCUCCUUCAAUGCUGGCAAGCUGCCCCAUAAGACCCUGUCAGUGAAGCUGAUGAAGAACCAUUUGGAGGUACAGACCAUGAUCUACGAUGACAGCGACACUGAGAAGGCCCUGCAGAGCCAGAGUCUGAUGUUGUCACUGCAGGAUGGAGACACUGUCUGGCUCUACAGCCACCAGAGGGAUGGAUUUGGUGCUUACAGCAAUCACGCCAAGUAUAUCACUUUCACUGGCUUCCUGGUGUAUCCCGAGCUCCACCAAAGGUCUCCUCCGCAGCAGCAGAAACAGGAGAAGGCAUUGUAGGCCAGUCAAGGAGCCAGUCUAUCGGCGGGUCUUUAGGAUGGGUACGAUUUUGGAGGAGCGUCUGUCAUCACUCUUGUGGUUUGCUUAUUCAGUUUCCUUAUUACAAAAUCUGUCAAGCUCUUGUUUUUAUUCUGUUUAUCUACUUUAUGAAGAUUACACCUAUUACACAUUGUUUAAACAAGGCCUCUACUCAGCAUCCCUAAAGUUAGCAUGAAACGGAAAUUGUGAUCUUCUAUUGUUCUCUAUUGUUGAUCGGAAUUGAUUGGAACGGUGGAUUGUUGUUUGCAAAUCUCAUGUGAGUGACAGGUUGCUGGAUUAUUUCCCUGCCAGAGCGCUGGAGCGUACAUUAUCAGAGAUGUUAUUGGGAGGGGGUGUUAAUGUUCUUGGUGAAUUAUUAUUAGGACACAUACAUUUUAAGAAAAAAAAAUAUUAGCUCAGAGAAAUCACAUGAUAAAGACUGCAACAUUCAAAAAAAAAAAUUGUCAAUUUUGAUUUCAUGGUGACUUUAAGGCCUUGAAUGCGGAGUUCUUACAACAAUAUGAUAAUAAAUCGAACAUGUCACUUAAAGGGAUACUCCACUUUUUUUGGAAAAUAGGCUCAUUUUACA
Molecule: messenger RNA, 1790 nt
Organism: Pimephales promelas (fathead minnow)
Lineage: Eukaryota; Metazoa; Chordata; Actinopteri; Cypriniformes; Leuciscidae
Source: RefSeq, a predicted model, not a curated record